UGGGCUAGGCUGGGCUGGGCAGCGGCGGCGGCGGCUGCGUCGUGUCGGGCGGCGGCGGCGGCAUGGCGAGCCCUCGGUGCGCCCCGGCGCUGGCGGAGCUGCUGGGCGAGGCGCUGGUGGCGCCGGACGGCUCGGCGGUGGCCACGGCCUCGCUGCCGGCGCGGGGCGUCUCGCUGGUGGGGCUCUACUUCGGCUACUGCGGGAGCGGCGGGCCGGGCGCUCAGCUGGCCGCCAGCCUGGCCGCCUUCUACGCGCGCUUCCAGGCGCCCCCCAGCGCGGCCGGAGCGGCGGAGCAGCCGCCGCCGCCGCCGCCGCAGCGCCUGGAGCUGGUCUUCAUCUCCGCCGAGCAGGACCAGCCGCGCUGGCAGGAGGCCACGCGGGCCAUGCCCUGGCUGGCGCUGCCCUUCGCCGACAAGCGCCGCAAGUUGAAACUCUGGAACAAGUUCCGAGUCUCCAACAUUCCCUCGCUGAUAUUUAUAGAUGCCAUCACUGGGAAAGUUGUGUGCCAGAAUGGCCUCCUGGUAAUCCGAGACGACCCUGAAGGUCUGGAGUUCCCGUGGGGUCCCCGUCCCUUCCAAGAGGUGGUUGCUGGUCCUUUGGUCCAAAACAAAGGCCAGUCUCUUGACAGCAGCACACUGGAGGGCUCCUAUGUUGGUGUUUACUUCUCUGCACAUUGGUGCCCUCCCUGCAGAAGCCUCACUCGUGUCUUGGUGGAAUCCUAUCGGAAAAUCAAGGACGGGGGACAAAAAUUCGAGAUUGUCUUUGUUAGUGCAGACAGGUCUGAGGACUCUUUUAAGCAGUAUUUCAGCGAGAUGCCCUGGCUGGCAGUCCCGUAUGCUGACGAAGCCAGGCGCUCACGUCUUAACCGACUCUACGGCAUCCAAGGGAUCCCAACUCUCAUCAUCCUGGACCCAAAGGGAGAGGUGAUCACACGGCAAGGCCGGGUGGAAGUACUGAACGACCUGGAUUGCCGGGAGUUCCCCUGGCACCCCAAGCCGGUCCUGGAGCUGACGGAGGCCAAUGCUGUGCACUUGAAUGAGGGCCCGUGCCUCGUUCUUUUUGUGGAUUCUGAUGACGAUGGGGAGUCUGAAGCAGCCAAGCAGCUCAUCCAGCCCAUUGCUGAGAAAAUAAUCGCCAAAUACAGAGCCAAAGACGAGGAGGCCCCGCUGCUGUUUUUCGUGGCUGGAGAGGACAACAUGACUGACUCCCUUCGGGAUUAUACCAACCUCCCGGAAGCAGCUCCCCUCCUGACCAUUUUGGAUAUGUCUGCCAGGGCCAAGUACGUGAUGGACGUGGAGGAGAUCACCCCAGACAUCGUUGAAACGUUUGUGAAUGACUUUCUAGUGGACAAGCUGAAACCUGAACCCAUCUGAAGCGGAAGUGUGGGAGAAGCAGGGUGGGAAAGGCUGCCUCUAGGGCCUCCCCCACCCCACUCCACUCGGACCCCAUUUUUAAAAUUGCAGGAUUUCCCCAGCCCUGAGUAGGGCCUGACCGGCAGACUUCCUUGUGGUGCCUUGCUUUAACACAGCUGAGUCUUCUCGCCGCCAUUCUUCAAAGGUGCUGUUUCCAAGCAGGGGGGCAUCGAUGGGGGCAGAGCGGGCUGCUGCUUGGGACGAGCUGCAAGCGGUGGCAGUUUGCUGUUCACACAUGGCGUUAGCUAGCAGGUAAAGAUGGACUGUUUCCCGAUUGCAGCUCUAGGUGUGGGUACGGGGGUGGGUGGGCACGUCUGGGGCCUUCCUCCUCUUUCUGCAUUCACAUAACCGUUGCAAACCAAGCAAUAAGCAAAUCUCGUAUUUCUGCCCCCCCUUUUUUUUUUGCAUCUUCCCCUAACAGUAAGUGGGGGAAUCCUUUUAAAUGAACAAAAUCUGAAAAACUACAACUCGUAGAAAUAGUUUGAUUUUUUUUCAUAGUGUGCUGUAAUGGCAAGAUUGGGGGGGGUGCCCCCCCACAUCCUUUAGAUGCAGUUUUAACUUUCAACCCCACCCCAUCCCCGGUUUCUGGGGCUCCCCCAGCUCCUGGGGCUUGUAAUAUCUGGGAGAAGGAAUGGAAGUUAAGGGGGUCUUCCCACAGUGAUUCAGUUUUUCAAACUCCCUUUCCCAGGAAGAGGAAGGCAAAGGUGCCUGCUAUGAUUCUGUAGCCAGGCAUCAUCCAAAAACUGCUCACCUGCUGGAGCCCUGAGCAGUCCUGCUGCACUGCUUCUCAGCCCAGGAGUCCACCUUAUUUUGUGGGGCAGGAGCUGGCAGCAAAGGAUACUGGCUACACCGAUCCACCCGGAGGACUGCACCAGCCUCCGUGGGGUAUCCCUAUGCAGCUCGGUUUCAAGAUUUUUUGAUGAGUGGGGUGGAUGGAGAAUGUACCUUUCCCAGACCAAGAUGCCAGCACCCAAGCUGGGCCCACUGCCAACCACCGAAAAGCCUCUGGGUGGCGGUGAGGAUUUGGGGCCCCCAGGGCUCCGUUCCUCACUCCCCCCCCCCCCCCGCAACUUGCUUGGCGAUGACUGCCUCAAAGAGCAGCUGUUGCUAUCCCUCUCCCUGGGUGUUCCCAAAGGCUCCCCCACAAAUGAGAGUUCCUGAACCAUUUCGAGCCCCAUGAAUUGUAGCGCUGAGCCCAGUGCAUGGCAGCAUGUGUGUGUAUGGGAAGGGGAUACCACAGCAGCCGAGCCUUUCACUGGGCUUUAGACACAGUGGAGCUGUCUCGGCACGACCCGCGUUUGGCACCUGGCACUGCCGUCCCUGUGGUGAAAAGCUGAGGUUCAGCACCAUUCUUACGCCGCUUAGGAUCAGGGCAUAGCAGAGUAAGAGCGUUUUUAUCUGGCCCUUCCCUCCAGGGCGCUCUGGGGCACAGUGGGCAUUGUUCUCGCCUCUUUAUCCCAUGAAGUAGGUUAGCCAGAGAGGGACUGAUCCAAGAUCACCCCUAUUGUUAAGCACAUGGACAGUGAGCCAUCAGAUGGCUUUUCUGUGGAGUGUCGGGGGUCUUUCUUGUAUUACCUGCACUGGGGGAAUUGUAGCCAACGCCUCCCCCCAAACACCCCAAUACUGCUGCAGUUGGUUCUCUUUUUCCCAAGUGCUGUCCUCUUCUUACAUCUAAUGGUGGGUUGAUUCUCCAGAGGUGCAACCCUAUCUUUUCAGGCACUGGGGGAUGAAGGGGAGCCCGCUUGGACUAGCACAGCCAACCUCCCUCCUUUUUUUCUAUGCCCUGGCAAAGUGACAUUGUAAAAACUGUACAUGGUGGUUGGAACUUUGUAAUAAAACCUGUUCUCAUGACUUGCACUUGUA
This is a messenger RNA of Eublepharis macularius, 3275 nucleotides long. RefSeq names its product nucleoredoxin (gene NXN). The transcript has 8 exons. The record is from RefSeq and is a predicted model, not a curated record. NCBI's taxonomy places the organism in Eukaryota, Metazoa, Chordata, Lepidosauria, Squamata, Eublepharidae. Bases 63 to 1373 code for a protein of 436 amino acids. Gene Ontology annotation, molecular function: thioredoxin-disulfide reductase (NADPH) activity.